AUGACUGAGAUAUCAAAGAAAAUUCUGAUCACUGGCGGCACGGGGUUUGUAGGCUCCGCCAUAGCGCGAGCUCUUGCAGAAAAACACCCGAGAUGUACCAUCACCGUCAUCGACGCAAGUCCUCCAAGAAGCGAAAAUGUGCUCCCAAAAGGGAUUUCAUGCAUGCAAGUGGAUAUCACUUCAGUUGCGGCAUCGAGAAAGGCGUUUGAGACAGUAAGCCCAGAUGUUGUUGUCCACACUGCCGGCAUCAUCCCUGGCGUAGCUGAGCGGUUCCGCCGCAGACUUGAACCCGAGACAUGGAAGACCAACGUUGAAGGCACACGCAAUAUGCUCAACGAAGCUAAGCAGGCUGGUGUUGAAGCCUUUGUUUACACGAGCUCUUGCUGUGUGGUGACUGAUUAUACGGACAAUCCAUAUCCCAACAUUGACGAAAACUGGCCUUCAUCACCUAAGUCGACCAUUUAUGGAGAGUCUAAGGCUGCUGCAGAAGCGCUCGUCCUCGAGGCCUCGAGCAGUAGGAUGGCUACAUGUGCCCUUCGGCCAUCGGUACUUUGCGGACCAGGGGACUACCAGCUGUUGCCAUCUAUCCAUGCAUGCAUCGCCAAGCACGAAACUCCCUUUCUAAUCGGCGAUGGUCUCAAUUUGUGGGACAUCACAUAUGUUGACAAUGUUGCCGACGCGCAUGUUCUGGCAAUAGAGAAUCUGCUCUCAUCUCGCACAGCAACUGGUGAAGCCUUCUUCAUUCAAAACAACGAGCCUAUCACAUUUCGAGACUUCUGCCUAGCAAUUUGGGCGCAUUUUGGGCAUGUGCCACUCUUUGAAAUGCGUAUCCCGGAGAAUUUAGCCUAUGUCAUUGGAUUGGCAUGUGAGAGUGUCACCUGGGUGAUGGGAACUACGACAACUUUGAGCCGUGGAAGUGUCCGAGAUGCAUGUGCCGUUAGAUAUGCUAGUGGCAAAAAAGCUCGGGAAAUUUUGGGGUACGAGGCCCGCAUUGGUAUUGAAGAAGCCAUCCGUUUAAGUUGCGAGGACUAUGCUUCUUGUCUCAAGGUCUCAAAAUGA
Messenger RNA from Penicillium soppii, 1059 nucleotides. RefSeq lists its product as uncharacterized. The transcript has 3 exons. Gene Ontology annotation, biological process: steroid biosynthetic process. NCBI's taxonomy places the organism in Eukaryota, Fungi, Ascomycota, Eurotiomycetes, Eurotiales, Aspergillaceae. Gene Ontology annotation, molecular function: 3-beta-hydroxy-Delta5-steroid dehydrogenase (NAD+) activity. The record is from RefSeq and is a predicted model, not a curated record. The coding region runs from base 1 to 1059 and encodes 352 amino acids.